GUGUUCGGAGGUUUAGCCAAAGCGCUAACCGGAUGUGUGUUACCGUUAUGUAGCCGAGCAGUUUUCAUUGAUGAGCAGCCUCAAUCGAGUUUUGAAUGGUUAAAAACGUUAUUAAAAAGAAGUGUAGUUUGUUAUUUGGUUUCAUUUGAUACCAAACAAGUGACCAAAAGUACUGUGGUGACGCGAUUUUUGGUUUGAUGUAUUUGGAAAUACAUGAUGUAAUGUUACAGUGGGAGAACCAUGUAAACAACGUGGUGUUUUAUCCUUCUAGAAGUAAAAUAAAACAUAUUAUAUAAAGGUAACGCAUUAGAUUAGGUGUGUAGUAUUAUUAUUUAUCCAGAUCUAGGAGUUCAUACAUGCAUUUGUAAGUUUUUCCUACGUAAUUUCCUAUUUUGAUGUCUAUUGAUAGUAAUUAUUUAUUUUUUGUUAUUGAGAAGAGUUAAAGGAUCUGUAAUAUGGUCAUAGAAUAAUCCAUUAACAUCAAAGCUUUAUUAGUAAACAGCUUAGAAAAUCAGAAUCUACGUCACGCCGCGUGUUUUAGGUCACGCUCAGGAGCACAAAAAGCUGUAUUCCCAGAAGCUGCUUUGUAACUUGAGGAAUUGGAUUGUGGAUUGUGGAUGCUUAGCAAAUUAAUAGUGAGAAACCAUAGACCAGGGAAACCGGGGCGAAGGUAAGGCGAGACGAAAGAAACAAAGCGAUUUUCUCAGAAACCUGAUUACAUUUGCAUUCCAAACUAUAAAAGCAUGUUCAGCACGCAACCCUUGACAAAACUGACAAAUAUUACGUGAUCACGAAUCAUCGCUUCCUGCGGUUAAAUACGGAAAUCUGUUUUCGAGUACGGUGACUCGAACCAGAUGAAGCCUCGUGUGAGAUGAUCAGGAUGAAGUCCUCACGGAGUUUCAUCUUUUUACUCUGUCCCGUCAUGGUAGUGUUAUUCCUCUACUAUUCGUCUUUCAAAAUGCACCUACGGAGCCCAGUCCAGAAAUCUCAGGCUGAUUUGGAUAGGCUUCUCUCCGUGGGACGUGUAGUAGCCACAGAAUACGACAAGCAGGGAUUCCUUACCAAGCCUGACAGAAAACUGCCUCUGGAGCUUCAGUAUACAUUUGGUAAUCUCAGUAAAGGCGAGUGUAAACCCGGUUACGCAGAGGCCAAGAUGACUUCAAUCUAUCCAAAGUUUUCAAAACCUGCCCCCAUGUUCCUCGAUCCAAAUUUCAGGCGGCUAUCAAAGAUCAACACUUACGUGCCUCCGUUUGGAGUAAGAAAACAAGAAUAUAUCAUUGAUCGCAUUUUAAAAGCUACAAAGAGAUAUUCACUUGGUUCAGAACUUGACAGUAUAAGUUGUAAGAAGUGUAUUAUCAUUGGCAACGGAGGCAUUCUGUCCAACAAGUCCCUGGGAUCCCAAAUCGAUCAGUAUGAUGUUGUUGUACGACUGAACGGGGCUCCAGUCGCCGGGUUCGAGAAGGACGUGGGCUCGAAGACCACCAUGCGUAUCACGUACCCCGAAGGAGCCAUCCAGAAACCGGAGCGCUACGAGAAGAGCUCGCUUUUCGUCUUCUCUGCCUUUAAACCCAUGGACUUCAGAUGGCUGCGUCACAUGGUGCUUAAUGAAAAGAUGUGGAUAACGACGGGAUUCUGGAAGUCUGUGGCACGUGUCGUUCCCAGAGAGCCAGAAGACAUGCGCAUCCUGAACCCGUAUUUCAUCCAGGAAGCUGCUUUCAAUUUCAUCGGCCUUCCACACAACAAUGGCAUCAUGGGAAUAGGGAAUAUUCCUACAUUGGGGACUGUUGCGAUUACGAUGGCUCUUCAUAACUGUGAUGAGGUGGCGGUGGCUGGAUUCGGAUAUAACAUGAGCACACCUUACGCACCUCUGCACUACUACGAGAAACUCAGGAUGUCUGCAAUCAAAGAGUCAUGGACACACAACAUAACCAAAGAAAAAGAGUUUCUGCGAAAGCUGGUGAAGGGUGGCGUCAUACAGGAUCUGACCCACGGGAUCUGAUGUCACAUCCUCGUCAUGCAGCGGAUAGAUAGUAUUCACCAUAUCACUGGUGUCCGGCAUCCCAGCCGAUGGACUCGCAGGAACACGAGCCGUCAAACGUCCAGAGAUGUUUGAGCCAAUCGCAUGAGGCCACCAGAGGAAGUGACCUCACUUCAUAUGCUAGAUGGUAUCCAUGGUAACUUCAACUCAGAUAUGGUAAUGCUUGUUUUAAGAUGCCACGUAGAUGAGAAAGAGUAGACCCGACAGAGACUGGAAAGUGCUGCUUUCUCCUGUUUUUUUUUACUCCACUGUAUUCAGUAUUUAUUAGACAGUAUUUUAAUCACAUCAUUUAAGAUGCUUUAUUUUUGAAGCCGAGUCAGCUUGCUUUAAUAUCGUUCUCUUCAAUCUCAGGCAAUGCACAGCAGCACACAACAACUGAUUGUCACUGUUGAUUUUCUGCUGCUCAGCUUCCACUUGUUUCUGCGCCUUGCACAUGUAUAUCCAUCUCUGUGUAUAACCUGAUCUUGAGACCAGGUGGAUUAAAGUAUUAUCAAGAUUCCUA
Messenger RNA from Carassius gibelio (silver crucian carp), 2540 nucleotides. RefSeq names its product CMP-N-acetylneuraminate-beta-1,4-galactoside alpha-2,3-sialyltransferase. The record is from RefSeq and is a predicted model, not a curated record. NCBI's taxonomy places the organism in Eukaryota, Metazoa, Chordata, Actinopteri, Cypriniformes, Cyprinidae. The transcript is spliced from 12 exons. Bases 872 to 1999 code for a protein of 375 amino acids. Gene Ontology annotation, molecular function: sialyltransferase activity.